UUGUGCAAAAGUGAAAAAACUUCCUUAUCCGAUUCUCAAGCAGCAAAACCAGCUGAGGAAUCUUCAGAUUCUCACCAAACCAAGAUUGGUUUUUUUUCUGAAUCUUCGCUCGUUUGUUCAGAUCUGCCACUGUUUCAGCAAGACUGGUGUUAAAAAAAAAAUGAUAAAUGUUAUGAAUCCGCUGAAAGGUGGAUCAGAGAAAGGUUUAGAUCCUCAACUAUGGCAUGCAUGUGCUGGUGGUAUGGUUCGUAUGCCUCCUAUGAACUCUAAAGUCUUCUACUUCCCUCAAGGCCACGCCGAAAACGCUUACGAUUGUGUCGAUUUCGGUAACAUGCCUAUUCAUCCCAUGGUCUUGUGUCGUGUUUUGGCUAUUAAGUAUAUGGCUGAUGCUGAAUCGGACGAGGUUUUCGCAAAACUUAGGCUUAUUCCUUUGAAAGAAGAUGAUUAUGUUGAUCAUGAGUAUACUGAUGGCGACGAUAGUAACGGUUUCGAGAGUAAUAGUGAGAAAACGCCUUCUUUUGCUAAGACUCUUACUCAGUCUGAUGCUAAUAACGGUGGAGGGUUCUCUGUUCCUCGUUAUUGCGCUGAAACGAUCUUCCCGAGAUUGGAUUAUAAUGCCGAGCCACCGGUUCAGACGAUUCUUGCCAAAGAUGUUCAUGGGGAUGUUUGGAAGUUUAGGCAUAUCUAUAGAGGGACGCCUCGCCGGCAUCUUCUCACUACCGGGUGGAGUAAUUUCGUGAACCAGAAGAAGCUUGUGGCGGGAGACUCUAUUGUCUUCAUGAGAGCUGAGAAUGGAGAUCUUUGUGUAGGUAUUAGGAGGGCUAAGAGAGGAGGGAUUGGUAAUGGACCUGAAUAUUCAGCUGGUUGGAAUCCCAUCGGAGGGAGCUGUGGCUACUCUUCUCUUUUAAGGGAAGAUGAAAGCAAUACUUUGAGGAGAAGUAAUUGUUCGCUUGCGGAUAGAAAAGGAAAAGUGACGGCUGAAUCUGUUAUAGAAGCAGCCACUCUCGCUAUUAGCGGAAGACCGUUUGAGGUUGUGUACUAUCCGAGGGCUAGCACUUCGGAGUUUUGUGUCAAGGCAUUGGAUGCUAGAGCUGCAAUGCGGAUUCCUUGGUGCUCCGGUAUGAGGUUUAAAAUGGCUUUUGAGACUGAAGAUUCGUCUCGGAUUAGCUGGUUCAUGGGGACUGUUUCGGCUGUUAACGUCUCUGAUCCUAUCCGUUGGCCUAACUCUCCUUGGCGGCUUCUACAGGUGGCGUGGGAUGAGCCAGACUUACUCCAGAAUGUGAAGCGGGUUAACCCGUGGUUAGUGGAAUUGGUAUCCAACGUACAUCCGAUCCCGCUUACGUCGUUUUCGCCACCGAGGAAAAAGAUGCGGCUACCUCAGCAUCCGGAUUACAACAAUCUGAUCAAUUCGAUCCCAAUACCUUCAUUCCCAAGCAAUCCCCUCAUCAGAUCAAGCCCGUUAAGCUCUGUUCUGGACAAUGUUCCCGUGGGUUUACAGGGAGCCAGGCAUAAUGCUCAUCAGUACUACGGGUUAUCAUCUUCGGAUCUCCACCAUUACUACUUAAAUAGACCACCUCCACCACCUCCAUCAUCUCUCCCUCUUUCUCCUUCUCUCGGGUUGCGAAACAUCGAUAGCAAAAACGAGAAAGGCUUUUGCUUUUUGACAAUGGGGACAACACCAUGCAAUGAUACCGCAUCUAAAAAGUCCCACAUUGUAUUGUUCGGAAAGCUCAUACUACCCGAAGAGCAGCUAUCAGAAAAAGGAUCAACGGACACCGCAAACGUAGAGAAAACGCAGAUUUCAUCAGGCGGAUCAAACCAGAACAACGGCAUUGCGGGAAGGGACUUAUCUUCGUCAGACGAAGGAUCACCUUGCUCCAAGAAAGUUCAUGAUGCAUCGGGUUUGGAAACAGGGCAUUGUAAAGUGUUUAUGGAGUCGGACGAAGUAGGUAGAACCUUAGACCUAUCGGUUCUUGGUUCGUAUGACGAAUUGAGCCGGAAACUGUCAGACAUGUUUGGGAUCAAAAAGUCUGAGAUGUUGAGCUCUGUUCUCUAUAAGGAUGCAUCAGGAGCCAUCAAAUACCCUGGAAACGAACCUUUCAGUGAGUUCUUGAAGACAGCUCGGAGAUUGACGAUUCUGACUGAACAAGGAAGCGAGAGCGUUGUAAUAUAAAUUUGGCAGAGGUGUUUUCUUGGAGCUUGGAAGUCAAAGACAAAUCUUUAAUCUUUAAGCUUUUUUUUUUUUUUUUUAAUUUAUUUUGGUUCCACUUUUUUGGAUUCUGUAAUUUUCCAAAAUGCAAUGCAAUUCACAAUCUAUUUGCAAAUAAAAAUAGAUUCUUCGUCAAAA
This is a messenger RNA of Capsella rubella, 2347 nucleotides long. RefSeq names its product auxin response factor 16. Gene Ontology annotation, cellular component: nucleus. The coding region runs from base 161 to 2173 and encodes 670 amino acids. The transcript is spliced from 4 exons. Gene Ontology annotation, molecular function: protein binding; DNA binding. The record is from RefSeq and is a predicted model, not a curated record. NCBI's taxonomy places the organism in Eukaryota, Viridiplantae, Streptophyta, Magnoliopsida, Brassicales, Brassicaceae. Gene Ontology annotation, biological process: regulation of DNA-templated transcription; response to hormone.